UCCUGUAGGAGUGUAAAUGGGACAUGACACGGUAGUCGGGAGAGCUCGGAUGAAAACAAUAACAAUAACUCCUUAAAUAAAUAGAUAGUGCGGAAUAAAGAAAACAGAAGUACCCCGUUUACUUGAACGUCGAUCUCGACCGGGAUGGAGGCAGUGCCCCGCAUGCCCAUGAUAUGGCUGGAUUUAAAGGAAGCCGGGGACUUUCAGUUCAGUCCAUCCGUCAGGCAGUUCAUCCUGAAGAAUUAUGGGGAGAACCCUGACAGCUACAACGAGCAGCUGAAGAAACUGGAGCAGCUCAGACAGGCGGCGGUGAACGUGACGCGGGACUUCGAGGGCUGCAGCACUCUCCGCAAGUACUUCGGCCAGCUGCACUACCUGCAGAGCCGAGUACCCAUGGGCUCCGGACAGGAGGCCGCCGUGCCCAUCUCUUGGACCGAAAUCUUCUCUGGAAAGACAGUUACUCAUGAUGACAUCAGCUACGAGCAGGCUUGUAUCCUCUAUAACCUAGGGGCUCUGCAUUCCAUGCUGGGAGCUAUGGACAACAGGGUGUCGGAGGAGGGCAUGAAGGUGUCUUGUACGCACUUCCAGUGCUCAGCUGGGGCUUUCUCUUACCUGCGGGACCACUUCAGCCACAACUUCAGUGUGGACAUGAGUCAUCAGAUACUCAACCUCAACAUCAACCUCAUGCUGGGCCAGGCUCAGGAGUGCCUAUUGGAGAAGUCCAUGCUGGACAACAGAAAGAGUUUUCUUGUUGCCCGUAUCAGUGCCCAGGUGGUGGAUUAUUACAAGGAGGCUUGCCGUGCUCUGGAGAACUCAGAUACCGCCUCCCUGCUGGGGAAGAUCCAGAAGGACUGGAAGAAGCUGGUGCAGAUGAAAAUCUACUAUUUUGCUGCGAUUGCACACCUCCACAUGGGCAAGCAGGCAGAGGAGCAGCAGAAAUAUGGAGAGAGGCUGGCGUACCUGCAGAGUGCUCUGGACAAGCUGAGCGAAGCAGUGAAACUGGCCAAGGGUCAGCCUGACAGCGUGCAGGAUGCCCUGAGGUUCACCAUGGAUGUCAUUGGAGGAAAAUUCAACUCUGCCAAGAAGGACAACGACUUCAUAUACCACGAGUCCGUGCCAGCCCUGGACACCCUGCCCUCUGUCAAAGGGGCCCCGCUGGUGAAGGCUCUGCCUGUGAACCCCACCGACCCCAGCGUCACUGGUCCUGAUAUAUUUUCCAAGCUGGUUCCCAUGGCAGCCCAUGAGGCCUCCUCUCUUUACAGUGAGGAGAAGGCCAAACUGCUGCGCGAUGUGAUGGCGAAGAUUGAGAGCAAGAACGAGACUCUCGAACAGUUCAUGGAUUCCUUGCGGCUGGACCCCGACACAGUGGACAACCUGGACAUGUACAGCCACAUCCCGCCUGUGCUCAUGGAGAAGUGCGCUGCUCUGAGUGUGCGGCCCGACACGGUGAAGAGCCUCAUCCAGUCCAUGCAGGUGCUGUCGGGCGUGUUCACGGACGUGGCAGCCUCGCUGCAGGAGAUCCGAGACCUGCUGGAGGAGGAGGAGGCCCGCGAGGCCCGCCUGGAGGAGGCCCUGGGGAAGCAGGCUUUCCCGCCCGCGCCCCCGGUCCUGGCCGAGCUGCGCCGGGAUCUGGACAAGUACCUGGAGGCCCACGAGAAGGCCAGCUUCACCAACACCGAGCUGCACCGCGCCAUGAACCUGCACAUCAACAACCUGCGGCUGCUGGGGGGGCCGCUGGACAGCCUGCGCGACGCCCUGCCGAGCCCGCAGCUCAGCGAGGAGGAUAUGGCGGCCCUGCAGACCAUGAAACGGAUCCUGGGAAAGGUGACGGAGAUGCGGGAGCAGCGAUCCUCCCUGGAGAAACAGCUGCGGGAGCUCAUCCAGCAAGAUGACAUCACCAGCGUGCUGGUCACCACUGACCGGGCAGACAUGAAGAGGUUGUUUGAAGAGCAGCUGAAGAAGUAUGAGCAAGUCAAGGUGUACAUCGACCAGAAUCUGUCUGCCCAGGAGAACAUCCUGAAAGCGCUGACCGAGGCCAACGUCCAGUAUGCCUCUGUGCGCAAGAACCUGACUGACACAGAGAGCAAGUGGAACACCACAGUGCAGACUCUGGUCUCCUCCUAUGAGGCCUAUGAGGACCUGAUGAAGAAGUCCCAGGAGGGGAAGGAGUUCUACGAGGACCUGGAGGCCAAGGCAUCUCGCCUCCUGGAGCGAGCCAAGGCUGUUAGCCAGGCCAGAGAAGAGGAGCGGCAGCAGCUGCUGGAGAGAGAGCUGCAAAAGAAGGCACCCCCAAGGCCGACAGCUCCCAAGCCGCCCCUGCAGAAGAAGGCCUCAGACAUGGACUCGGGCUCAGCUGUGGAGGAUCCUGAGCUGGCCCAGCUGAGUGCAGCCAUCCUGGGGCUUGGGGGAGACCUGCCAGAGGAGCUGCGCAGCCUCCCGCCAGAUGCCCCACUGCCGUUCCCCAGGGGCACUCGGCCCCCUGCCCCCGAAGUCUUCCUCCCUGGGGGCACAGGCAGCCCCCCUCUGCACUGGCCUGGCGCUGCCCUUUACAGCCAGCCGCGUUUUCCCAGGCACGUGCUUCCGCCUGAGGCCCUGGCAAGGCUGCCCCACUACGCUCCUCCCCAGCCGCGGGGCUUCCCCCCCGCCAAUGCGCCCCUGCCCAGUGGUCCCCACCCUUUCCCUCCCGCCGCUCCCCAAGCCCCCUCCGCCCAGCAACCUCCUAGCUCUGCGUAUGGCCUGCCUCCUUCCUCCCAGCCCUGCAGUUCUGUGCCCAGCCCAGCAGGGGGUGUUAUGCCGGUACGUCCCUCCACCACCACUGUGGACAGUGUGCAAACCCCCAUCCCCAGCUUCACCCCUGCCUCUGGGCAGCCCAACCUAGCAGCCCCCACGAUGCUGCCCCCACCCCAGCCACAGAUGCCUCCUGCUCGGUAUGGGGCACCCCCUCCGAUGGGCCAGUUCCCUUCUUACCCACAGCCUGGGGUGCAGCUCCAGCAGCAGUUCUCCCAGCUGCCUGCCCAGUUCCCCCGAGCCAUGGGGCAGCAGCAGCAGCCAGCCAUGCAGUCUUUCUACCAACCUCCACCACCUCCGGGGGCCCCUCAGCACCUGUCCCAGUAUCCCCAGUAUGUGCCACAGCCCAGGCAGCCGCUACCUCCUCAGUUCCAGCAGCCGCCAGCCUUCUCUGGGCGUCCUCAGCAUCACCUGCACCCAGUGUUGCCUCCCCAGCCUCAGCCUCCCUACCUUCCACCAGCCUCCCUGGCUUCGCAGCCCAGCCUGCUGCCGGUUUCCCAUCAUUCGCAACCUCACCUUACUCACCGUCCGCCUCUUCACCUCUCCCCUGCUCCUCAGCCUCAGUUGCCUCCAGCUUCUGUCCCUUCACAGCCUCAGGGAAUGAACACACGUCCCUCGCAAUCUCACCUCCCCUCUUCUUCGAACCCUGCCCAGUCUCACCUGCCCUCUGCCUCCCAGCCUCCGCUCCCUCCUGCCUCACAGCCUCACCUCCUCCCAGGCCAAGUCCCCCCUCAGCCAUUACCCCCAGCCUCCCUGCCUUCCCAGCCUCAUCUGGUCCCCAGCUCUCUCCCAGCACAGCCUCAGUUACCCCCCGCCUCCCAGCCUCUCCUCCUUCCCAGCUCCGGCCCUUUACAGACUCAGCAGCCUCCUGCUUCCCAGAACCCCAUGCACCUACCCCAGCAGGGCCUUCCUCCUCCGCCGGGGGCACUGUGCUAUGCUGCUGGAGCGCCCGUCAUGCCUCACCAAGCCCCACUGGCAGCCUCGCAACAGCAGCCCCAGCCCCUGCCCCCAAGCGUCUCCACACCCGCUCCGGUGGCCUUCCCCGCCCCUCCUGCUGGGGCUAUUCCUGCUGUCUCCCUGCAGCACCCUGUACCCCUGGGGCCGUCGGGAGGCCUCCCUCUUUCACAUCCCCAGCACAACCUCCCAUCCUCUUCAGGGGCUUCUGUCACCCAGACACCUAGUGUCAUUCCUGCUUCCUCUGUCCCCUCCCCAUCCCCCUCCCCCUCCCCAGGGCCGCCCUCCUUGGGCCUCGUACCACAGAGACCUUCUCCUUCCCUCACGCCGGUGGGGACCCACCUGACUCCUCCGCCGGCCUCAGCCUCUGCAGCCAGCGGUGCCUCGCCAGGCUCCUCCGACCUCUUCCAGCGGCACGCCUCGAGCACCGACGACCUCCUGUCCUCCAGCCCCGAGAGCCAGCACGGAGGCGCCAAGGCCGCCGCUAACGUGCUGCUGCCCACCAAGGCUGACCCCCAGGACGGCCAGCGGAGGAAGAAGGCCGAGGGAGUGCGGCUGAUCGAGGGCGACCCUUACCAGGCCCCGGAGCGCGUCUCCAAGCUGUGCGCGGAGCUGGAGCGAUUCCGAGGCACGGUGCUGGCCUUGGAAAGGCCCCUGUCCGCCGUAGGCGGCCCCACGGAGCUGGACGCCCGCUGGAAGGAGCUGCAGGACCAGCAGGAGAAGGACGCACGCCAGCUGUCCAUUGCCAUCGCCCGCUGUUACACCAUGAAGAACCGGCACCAGGAUAUCAUGCCGUACGACCGGAACCGUGUGGUGCUGCAAUCAGGCAAGGACGACUACAUCAACGCCAGCUUGGUGGAGGACCUUUCGCCGUACUGCCCCCGGAUCAUCGCCACACAGGCGCCGCUCACUGGUACCGCCGCCGACUUCUGGCUCAUGAUCCACGAGCAGAAGGUAUCGCUGAUCGUCAUGCUGGUGUCCGAGCAGGAGCUGGAGAAGCAAAAGGUGCUGCGAUACUUUCCAUCAGAGCGGGGCCAACAGGUCUCGCAGGGUCCCAUCACCCUGACCCUCACCACACAGAAGGUGACCCCCACUCACGUGGAGCGUAUGAUCGGGCUGCAGUACCGUGACCAGAGCCUCAAGCGCACCAUCAUCCACCUGCAGUUCACCUCGUGGCCGGAGCUGGGGCUGCCUGACAGCAAGAGCAAUCUCAUGCGCUUCAUCCAGGAGGUGCACGGACACUACCUCCACCAGCGACCCCUGCACACCCCUGUUGUAGUGCACUGCAGUUCUGGCGUGGGGCGCACUGGGGCGUUCUGUCUGCUGUAUGCUGCUCUCCAGGAGCUGGAGGCAGGGAAUGGCAUCCUAGACCUGCUGCUGCUGGUGAGGAAGAUGAGGCAGCAGAGGAAGAACAUGCUGCAGGAGAAGCUGCACCUCAAAUUCUGCUAUGAAGCUAUUCUGAAACACGCAGAGCAGGUCCUGCAACGCCAUGGUGUCUCUACUGCCCCCUGCAGCAAGAACACCAGCAACACCGCCAUGAAGCCAUAUUCGCGUCAAGAAACCCAGGACAUCGUCCUGGGGGGAGACAUGCCGAUCAGCUCUAUCCAGGCCACCAUUGCCAAGCUCAGUAUUCGCCCCCCGUGCUCCACUGCCGACCUGUUGCCGGAGCCCAGUUUGGAGUCGUCAUCAGUUCAGCUCGGUCUCUCCUCACAAGGUGGCCCGGAGCCCAGCAGCUUGCCUGCGCAGCCCCAGCUUGAUCUCUCUGUGUCUGCCCAGCUCGCGGAGCCCCCGCCCCCCUCCCAUACCCCCCCAGACCCCUCUUCCCCCAGCAAGCCUCACUCCCCCUCGCCAAACCACAGCAGCACUGAGGUUGCCCCCGGCAACUCCAAUCACCAUGGGGAUGUGCCCCAGCCUCAGGCCCCGCCUGUGACUUCCUCCUCCUCCUCCUCGUCUUCGCUGGAGCUGCUGGCCUCUCUGACAGCUGAGGCCUUCACCCUGGACAGUGGCUCCCGUGGAAAACCACGCAUCAGCAAGCACAGCUUCCUGCAGCACCACAACGGGCAGGGCCUGCAGGGGCCGGCCUCGGAGGACGACCCGCUCAGCUGCCUUGACCCGCUGUGGACACUCAACAAGACCUGAACCGGCGUCUCCUUUCCCUUUUCUCCUCUUCUCUUGCCCUUUCUUCCUGUCCGUAGCUCUGUCCUUCUCUCCGAGUCCGGGACCAGUUCAGUGCUCCAAGCCUUGACCCGGCUGGCGGCCCAAACCGCUCCAGCUGCAGCUACUUCCCUCGCUGCCACUGGGACCACAGGACUAUGGGUUAGUCUCUCUGUGUGUCUUGAACAGAUGGUGUGAGACCUCCACUCUCUCUUCCCCC
Lepisosteus oculatus (spotted gar) is the source of this 6115-nucleotide messenger RNA. RefSeq names its product protein tyrosine phosphatase, non-receptor type 23, a (gene ptpn23a). Lineage: Eukaryota; Metazoa; Chordata; Actinopteri; Semionotiformes; Lepisosteidae. Gene Ontology annotation, cellular component: endosome. Gene Ontology annotation, molecular function: protein binding; protein tyrosine phosphatase activity. Gene Ontology annotation, biological process: early endosome to late endosome transport; endocytic recycling; protein transport to vacuole involved in ubiquitin-dependent protein catabolic process via the multivesicular body sorting pathway. The record is from RefSeq and is a predicted model, not a curated record.